AUGUAUAGAUUGGAAUCUAUUACGAGUAACUACUAUAAUGAAUAACUCUAGCUCUCUGUAAAAUUAGUAGAAAUUUAAAUUUAAAAAUUGCUGAGCCAAACGCAAAUAAGUCCUAAAUUUUAAAUCACUAACCUAAUUUAAUUAGCAUAAAAUGAUUUUCAAUAAUUUUCUUCAAGAUUAAACAAGAAAGACGAGCUAGAGGAAAUACAUGCUUGCAUUACAAAAAAUUUCAAGCAUAAGGAUUUUGAAACAAAGUAAAAUGAAGAUUUAUUAGAUAGAUUAAAGUUAAUAACAAACUUUGAUUAAUAUGAAUAUUUGUAAAAUGAUAUAUAAGAAAAUAAGAGUGCAAUAAGUAUGAGAUAUUCACCCUAGUAUAAAUAAUUAUAGAGUUAAUUAUCUAGUUUUUCUGAUAGCUUAAUUCCUUAUAUAAAAUAUGCUAAUGAUACUGCCCUAUUUGAUCAGCUUUUACCCUCUAAGAUGUUUUAUGAAAAUAAUUUCAGAGUAAUAAUGAAUAAAUACUUCUCUUCUGGAGAAUCGCUUGUGAAUUUAUAAUUUAGAUAGACUGAUGAAAGAUUCUUUAAAAAACCUCCCUUUUUAUAAGAAUUUUAAUUCAAAAAUCUACUGAGUUUAAGUGUCAAUGUAGACUCACUGGAUUUCAAAAAUUUGAUUAUUUUUGUUCAAAAUCAUCCAUAGCUUUAGAGUUUAGAUAUCCUUUUAAAUGUAGAUUAGUAAUUAAUUGCAACAAGUAAUCUGCGUUCGCUAUUCUCAAGCCAAAUUUUACCAAAUAUAUAAAAGUUGAAGAUUGACAUUGCAAGAUUGAAUUUCUCUAACUCAGUUCAAAUAAAUGAUAUAUAUGGCUUUUUCCAACCAAUCUAGCUCUUUUUAAAUUAAAAAAGAAACUCUAUUUAAAACUUUGAGAUUGAUGGGCUAAUAGAAUUUAACAACAGUAUUGAAGAGUUUUAAUCUCUUUUUUUCAAUUAGCAAAACCAAAUCAUGUCACACUUAAGGAAACUAACAUUCUUAGUAGCAGAUAUUGACUUCUAAUACAAUUAGUAAAAAAUCAUGCUUAAAGACUUGCACUAGAAUAUAUUCUCUUAAAUGCCUAUCCUCUAACAAAUUAAACUAUAUAAAUCAACUGAAUAUCUGGAUAUACAAAGAUUUUUUUAAAUGUUAAACUAGUAGUUAAAGAUUAAGACUUAUCUCAUAAAGCUAUUAAUGCUUAUAAAAAGUCGUCUUAAAUUUUUCCGCAAAGAAAUAAUAUACUCAAUUAUUGAAGAUUAUAUAAGAACGAUUUCAAACAUGAUCAAAAUAAAUACUUUUUGA
Molecule: messenger RNA, 1323 nt
Organism: Tetrahymena thermophila SB210
Lineage: Eukaryota; Ciliophora; Oligohymenophorea; Hymenostomatida; Tetrahymenidae
Product: cyclic nucleotide-binding domain protein, putative
Exons: 1
Source: RefSeq, a predicted model, not a curated record